Molecule: messenger RNA, 5481 nt
Organism: Salarias fasciatus (jewelled blenny)
Lineage: Eukaryota; Metazoa; Chordata; Actinopteri; Blenniiformes; Blenniidae
Gene: phka1a
Product: phosphorylase kinase, alpha 1a (muscle)
Exons: 35
Coding region: 215-4024 (1269 amino acids)
Biological process (GO): glycogen metabolic process
Cellular component (GO): phosphorylase kinase complex
Molecular function (GO): calmodulin binding
Source: RefSeq, a predicted model, not a curated record
UCCGGUCUCUCCGGUGACCCGCUCCCCGCAGCUUCAGGUUACCUCUCCGGCUGGAUGUCCGCCUCCCGCAGCCGCUGAGCCGGGCAGCAGGUCCUCCUCUCUCCCCCCGCGGCUCGUCGGACUCCGGCGAGAAAUGACUUUGGCGUCGAACGUCUGACGGAGUUUCUUUCGCUCGUCGUUUCUCUCGCUGGAAGUGAACCGCUGACCCGUCACCAUGAGGAGCAGGAGCAACUCGGGAGUCAAACUGGACAACUAUGCCCGGACCGUGCAGCAGACGAUCCUGCGGCACCAAGACCCGGUGACAGGCCUCCUCCCGGGCAGCCCGGACCAGCCGGACGCCUGGGUCAGAGACAAUGUUUACAGCAUCGUGUCGGUGUGGGCCCUCAGCCUGGCCUACAGGAAGAACGCCGACAGGGACGAAGACAAGGCCAAGGCCUACGAGCUGGAGCAGAGCGUGGUGAAGCUCAUGAGGGGAGUCCUGCAGUGCAUCAUGAGACAGCUGGACAAGGUGGAGAAGUUCAAGUACAGCCGCAGCACCUCGGACUCGCUGCACGCCAAGUACAACACCCGGACCUGCGCUCCCGUGGUGGGAGACGACCAGUGGGGUCACCUCCAGGUCGACGCCACCUCGCUCUUCCUCUUCUACCUCGCUCAGAUGACCGCGUCAGGUCUACAUAUCAUCUACACCCAGGAUGAAGUGGAUGUAGUUCAGAAUCUCAUGUUUUACAUUGAGGCAGCUUACAAAGUGGCUGAUUAUGGGAUGUGGGAGCGAGGGGACAAAACCAACCAGGGGAUCACCGAGAUUAAUGCCAGCUCCAUCGGCAUGGCCAAGGCAGCUCUGGAGGCGCUGGAUGAGCUCAACCUGUUCGGAGCCAAAGGAGGGCCGGGCUCCGUGGUCCACGCGCUGGCCGACGACAUCCAGCACUGCCAGUCCAUCCUGACGUCCAUGCUUCCCAGAGCGUCCAUCUCCAAGGAGGUGGACGCCGGCGUCCUGUCCAUCAUCUCGUACCCCGCCUUCGCCGUGGAGGACAUGAGCAUCGUCAACAGGACCAAGGAGGAGAUCAUCUCCAAACUGCAGGGUCGGUACGGAUGCAUCAGGUUUCUCAGAGAUGGACACAAAACACCUAAAGAGGACCCGAACCGACUCUAUUACGAGUCUGCAGAGCUGAAGCUGUUUGAGAACAUCGAGUGCGAGUGGCCGCUGUUCUGGACCUACCUCAUCCUGGACGGCAUUUUCAUCAACAGCCCCGAGCAGGUGCAGGAGUAUCAGGAGGCGUUGGAAAGCAUCCUGAUCAAACAGACGGACGGGAUCCGACUGCUGCCGGAGCUCUACAGCGUUCCCCCGGAAAAGGUGGAGGAGGAGUACGUGAACCCUCACUCUGUGGAGAGGGUUGCUCUGGGCAAGCUGCCGCUGAAAUGGGGACAGUCCCUGUACGUCCUGGGGAACCUUCUGGCCGAAGGGUUUCUGGCCCCCGGAGAGAUCGACCCGCUCAACCGCCGUUUCUCCACCAUCCCCAAACCGGAUGUGGUGGUUCAGGUCUCCAUCCUGGCCGAGACGGAGGAGAUCAAAGCGCUGCUGCUGAAGAACGGCAUCGAUGUGGAGACGGUGGCAGACAUCCAUCCCAUCCACGUGCAGCCGUCCAGAGUCCUGAGCCACAUCUACGCUCGACUCGGCCGAAACCCCAGACUGGGUCUGACCGGACGACCCUACAGGAGGAUCGGCGUGCUGGGAACGGCCAAGUUCUACAUCAUCAGGAACACCAUCUUCUCAUUCACACCUCAGUUCAUCGACCACCAGCAGUUCUACUUGGCGUUGGACAACAAGAUGAUCGUGGAGAUGCUGAGGACGGAGAUCGCCUACCUGGCCUCCAGGUGGAGGAUGACCGGACGGCCCACCGUCACGUUCCCCAUCUCUCAGACCAUGCUGACUGAAGAUCACUCAAACCUGGAUCCUGCAGUCGUGGCCACACUGAAGAAGUUACAGGAUGGAUAUUAUGGGGGGGCAAGGAUCCAGACGGGGAAACUGUCAGAGUUCCUGACGACGUCCUGCUGCGCUCACCUCAGCUUCCUGGACGGUAAGGCUUCUGGCAGCAUGGGCCGCCGCGACGACAAGUUUGGCUGUGAUGAUGAGGGUGACGGCGAUGGAUACGUGCAUGAGUUACGGAAUGACGAUGAGGCCGACGACCUCGCAACGUACCUGGACCACCUGUUGGCCCACUCGGCCCCGAAGAAGCCCAAGCCUGCGGUGGGCGGCCUGGGCAGGUUCAAGGCGGUGGCCGCCAAAACCCGGGACAUGGUGUCUCUGAAGAACAAGGCCCAGGACCUCAACGUGCACAAUGUCAACAUGUACCUGCCGAACAAGCUGUUCCGUUCCCCUCAGCCGUCACUCAACCUCACCGAUUCCACCGCGUCGCAUGAAGCUCCCAGUGUGCCGGUCACCGUGACGACGGAGAGCGUCAUCCCCAGAGACGCCAGCGGCGCCAUUGACCACGCCGCUCUGGCCCUGCUCCUGAGGGACACGCAGAACCUGCAGGACCAGGCCGACAUCCUCUACAUCCUGUUCAAAGACAAAGGGAUGGACUGGGACACCCGUCUGAACGGUAAAGGCACCACCGUGAGGUCCCUGCUCACCGACCUGUACGAGAAGGCGGGCGAGCUCAAACACUGGAGCCUCAUCAGGAUGAUCUCCGGCAUGCUGAAGAAGAAGGUGGAGGAGCUCGACUCGGCCUGCUCUGACCUGCUGGCCCACCAGAAGCACCUGACCGUGGGCCUCCCCUCGGAGCCCAGAGAGAAGACCAUCACCGCCCCGAUCCCGCCGGACCAGCUGGCCGCUCUGAUCGACGAGGCCAGCGACGGCAACAUCAGCGUGGCCAUCCUCACCCAGGAGAUCAUGGUUUACCUGGCCAUGAGCAUCCGGACGCAGCCCAGCCUGUUCAGCGAGAUGUUCAGGCUGCGGAUCGGGCUCAUCAUCCAGGUGAUGGCCACCGAGCUGGCUCAGUCCCUCAACUGCUCAGGAGAGGAGGCCACGGAGAGCCUGAUGAGUCUGGCUCCGUCUGAGCUGAAGAGUCUGCUCCACCACAUCCUCAGUGGGAAGGAGUUCGGAGUGCAGCGCAGCGUGCGAGAGCUGGAUGCCGGUGUGAGUCCGGCCAUCUCCAUCCAUCAUCUGGGCCACACCGGCGCCACGAAGAGCGAGCGGGCCGGCAUCAGCAAACUGAAGAGCGACAUGAAGCUGGAGCCCCGGCUGUCUCUGACAGAGCCAGCUUCACAGGCGGCCCACAGGGUGUCUUUGACUGACUCAGUUAAGCAGAUGCAGAAGAAUCACAGGUUGUCUCUGCCGCAGCUGGUCAGAGUGAUGAUGCUCGACCAGUCCCUGAGCUUCUUUCGGAAGGGUGCACGAUCACAGUCCCUGGACAUUGAAAACAUCGAAUCUGGGAGGUACAGACUUCCCUCCAUAGAGUCCCUGGACAUUCCGGACAGCAUUCCGGCUGCCAAGGACACGAGACACGGCCAGUGGCUGCGCAGGAGGCGUCUGGACGGAGCGCUGAACCGAGUUCCCGUCGGAUUCUACCAGAAAGUCUGGAAGAUCCUGCAGAAGUGCCACGGUCUGUCCAUCGAGGGCUUCGUUCUUCCCUCUUCCACCACUCAGGAGAUGACUCCGGGUGAGAUCAAAUUCUCGGUGCACGUGGAGACGGUGUUGAACCGCGUCCCGCAGCCGGAGUACCGGCAGCUGCUGGUGGAGGCCAUCCUGGUGCUCACCAUGCUGGCCGACGUGGAGAUCCACAGCAUCGGCUCCAUCAUCCACGUGGAGAAGAUCGUCCACCUGGCCAACGACAUGUUCUACAAGGAUCAGAAGGACCUGGGAGCGGAGGAGCACAUCCUGGAGAGGGACCCGUCCACCGGCGUGUGCAGGCUGCUGUACGACAGCGCCCCCAGCGGCCGCUUCGGCAGCAUGACCUACCUCACCAAGGCCGUGGCGGCGUACGUGCAGGACUUCCUGCCCAGCGGCUCGUGCGCGGUGCAGUGAGACGACGCUACAAAAAAACUCCACCCACAGUUUUCUUUUGUUCUUUGACAGUUUUAGAGUGAGAUCGACCUAACUCCCUGACACCGAUCAACGAUUAACUCGCCGUGUUUCAGGUUCACUGUGCAAACUCUCCUCCGGUCAAGAAACGUUGGUCUGGAAAAUUUGGAAAAAAAAUAGUUCAUGUCAAUCCACAUACUGGGCUCUCCCACUCAUCCCACAAAUGCAUGUGUCUUAAAAAUUAAAGGCAAAAUAAUUUACUAAAAUCAAAACAUCAAAAUAGUUUUUGUGCAAAGUUCCGAUCUGGGACAGUCACGUUGUUACAAAGCACUUACAGAAGAGGAUUAUGGGUACUAAUGUCUUGAAAGUAACUGACUGCAGGUCUUUAAUUUAGGUUUACUAAGUGCAUUUUUGCAUGAUUGUCUAGUUUUUCACCUUGAAAUGUUUUUCAUGCAGCAGGAUUUACAGGAUGGAUGGAAGUGAUUUAGCAAUAAAAUGAUUGUAUUUCCUCGAGCUGAUGGAAUGAUUUCUGAGCUCAGCACCAGGUUACAAGACGGACACUUUAAUCUUUAGCAGCUUCUUCUCGUCCUUUCUGGAGAAACUCAACUUGAUGACCCACAAAAACAAUAAAUCUGAGGAAAAAAGGCACAAAUACAGAACAUUUUUACUAAACUGGACUCUGCAGCUAAUGUGACUCAAACUGUGGUGCAUUUUUUUUUCUUUUUAAUGUCUCAGUUUUACCUGUGGAUGGAUUCACUACCCUGGAAUAACGAAGCAUUUUUAUUUUGAGUAUAAACAGACGGUUGUUGUUAUGAGAAACGGUUGAUCGAUUAAACUCAGAGGGUUUAUCAGAGAACUAUAAACCACUAUUGUGAGUUUAUGACUGCAGUGAAACUUCAAUCCUCGUGUGUUAUGGGAGAAAAAGGAGGGAAAGAUAUUAAAGUUUGACCCGAAUGGCCUCAUAAUUCAAGUUUACAGCCAAAUAAUCUCGUAUUUCUGCCUCGGUCUCUACUUUUGUCACCUUUAAUACGUCUAACUCGUCCUUUAUUUAUUACCGCCACGGUCCGGAUGUCGCUCGCCCGUCCAGACGCCUGCAGUCCUGUCAUGUAUAAAGUACUGAUAAAUAGAAAACAUCUAUUUAUUUUCUAGUUCUUAACAGAGAAUUAAACACAGGUGAAAUAGAGCUAAGCUGCCUUAACGUUGAUGCACUUCUAAAAACUUCAGAGUGAAGCAGAACAGAUAUUUCUUUUUCCUUUUUUUUUCAACGUGAAGCAUUUACUGCAUGCUGUGUUUGUGCACAAGUUGCUCUUGAAGGUGAUGCAGUGAAGUUUGGUUACUGUGUGCAAUCCACGUCUCUGUUCUGUCAAAGUGCCUUCGUUUCAUUUUUGUUCCUGUUAGUGCAGGUUGUAAUUUUUUGUUGGUUUUUUUUGCACAGUUGCAGUAAAACUCAUGUCUGUUUA